Molecule: messenger RNA, 1710 nt
Organism: Acromyrmex echinatior (Panamanian leafcutter ant)
Lineage: Eukaryota; Metazoa; Arthropoda; Insecta; Hymenoptera; Formicidae
Product: maltase 1
Biological process (GO): carbohydrate metabolic process
Source: RefSeq, a predicted model, not a curated record
CCUCUUUCUAAUAUAAUUAAACUUUAAUAUUAUACAAUAAUUAAUAAACUUUAAGAUUUUCUUAAGGAAAAACUGCUCGCGAUUUAAUUAAAGAUUGGAUCUUUCCAAUAAACGGACCGACAAUUCAAACUAUAAUUAAAUUUUCUUAUAGAAGAAAUAUAAUAAAAAAACUCAUACUAAAUAAGAGAAUAGACAAAUAAAAUGAAAUUACCGCUGUUAUUAUGUGCAAAACGAAAUUUCAGAUCGCUAGAAGUUCAAAGUGCUUAAAUUUUUUUUCUUUUUAAUUUGUCUACGAUUUUUCCUUUUUUUCUUUUUUCUGAAUUUAUAGGACUAUUACAUCGAAUAACAAUCCGGACAUAGAUAACUUAAAUGUCGAUUUAUCUUUAAUAAAGAUAUAUAUUAUAUCUUCUUUCAAUGUGUGCAUUUCGUUGCCAAUUUUCAGAAGACAUACUCUUUACGCAAUUUUAUUCGCGCGAAACGGCAGAUUGUUAUCCACGAUUAAUAUCACCAGCAUUCCAAAUAAUAUUACUUCUCGAAUAAUCUGACAAUUAUCACGAGCUCGCGAGAUUUUUCCAGUUCGUUUGAUAAGGCUCUUUUUUCCAAUGUCAUCCACUUCACAUAUAAAUUACGAUGUCGGAAAACAUCGCUACGUAUAAUUAUAAAGAUGCUCGAAUCGCAAUCCCGCGUUAUCCUCCUAGAUCUGCUAUUGAUGAUUGUUCUGAUCUCGGAAGAAAUCACAAAUCAAGGAUCAAAGCACAGGUUUUUUUAUCAAAUUUAUCCUCGCAGUUUUAUGGAUUCUGACAAUGAUGGCGUAGGUGAUCUCCAAGGUAUAACAAGCAAACUUAAUUAUUUGAAGGAACCUGGAAUAGGAGCAAUAUGCUCACCCAUUAAUCAAAGCCCUAUGGUAGAUUUUGGAUAUGAUAUUUUAGAUUUUAAAGACAUUGAAAAACUAUUUAAUACAUUAAUGGAUUUCGAAAAUCUUAUAAAACAGACUAAAAAAAUUGGAUUAAAGGUCAUUCUCGAUUUCGUAUUUAAUCAUACUUCCGAUGAACAUUAUUGGUUCCAAGUGAGUUUAAAUCGUACCGGAAAAUAUGAACAUUAUUAUACAUAUAGGCAAAUGUAUGUACAUAGGCAAGGAAAGAAUAAUAACAGUCAGCCACCAAAUAAUUGGUUAAGAGUUGACGGUUCGGCUUGGAUUUUCAACGCGUAUAAACAAUGGUAUUUCCAUCAAUUUCAUUGGACGGAUUUGAAUUACUCUAAUCCCCAUGUGCAAGAGGAAAUAAGGAUAAAACAUAUAGUAUUUUGUGAAACAUUAUAUUUGUUGAUAGAAUGAAAUACAAAAGUCUCGUUUGUGCAACGAUUAUAUCUCUAACGCGUUGAUUAAUUAAUUACAGACAAGAUGCAAAAUAUGCGAUCCACAUAAUAUAGUACAAUGCUGGGAUUUAGUUGCACAUUUCGGUCGAUUUUCAGCUUGGUUCCUGUCGAUCGGCAUUUAAGCUGCGCACGGAUUGGUAAAAUAAGAGGCAAAAACCAAGCGGAAAAUCGCAUAUUAUGCAUCGCAUAUAAUCGCAUAUAUUCGUAUUUUUAUGUAACAUAGGAAACUAUUAUAUACUGAUUAAAAAAAGGCGUGGACGGAUUUCGCAUAGACGCAAAACCGCAUCUUUUCGAAACAAAUUAUACUUCGGAUGAACCUAAGAGCAAUAUAAAGAG